CGCAAGUUUCAAGUCAAUCGGAGAUCAAUUGGCGACUCGGGGGAAGACACUCGGGUAUGACUUGAAGAAGAUGGAUUUCUACCUCAGUUUGUGACCAUAUAAUCAUGUAAUCUUGUCAUGAGAAGAAAGAGGAUGAGACUACGAGCGUCUGGGAUCAAACGACACCUGAUUUGGAGUCUGAACGAGGGAGAAACGAAGAAUCAAAGAUAGGGGAAAAUUGGUUUCGGGCUUCUCUGAGAAACAGAAGGGGGCUCUAUCGUGAACCAAAAAUCCCCUAUCGUGAACCAAAAUCCCCGGUCGUGAACAAAAAAUCCCCGGUCGUGAACCAAAAAUCCCCGGUCGUGACCUAAAAUACCCGACAGGGAAUUUUGACCAGGGAUCGCGAACGCAGGCUGUUAAAAGCCUGUUUUGUGCGUUUUUGCAGGAGAGAGUUGGGUUUUGUAUCCCAAACACCCAAAGGACGAACCAAAGAAAGUGAGGGCGAUUUGAGGGCAUUCUAAGAGUGGAAUUGGAGGAUUUCUUCGCCUUGGAAGCUCGAGGAACAAGCCCGGACUUGAAGAUUGAUCAUCUGAAGAUUCUUACUGCCGUCUCUCUCUUCUUUAUGGAGUAACUUCCCUUCACUUAGGUUUUGAGGAACCCUAGCUAUGUUUGUUUGAUUGGAUAAUUGUAUGAGUACUCUGACUUGAUAAUCUUGAGUUCAUAUUCAAUCUAUGCAUGUUUUCAUGAUUCAAUUCUGCUUUAGUCGAAAUUAUUGAUUCUGAUUUGAUCCUAUGAGAGCGAAUACCUGAUUAGGUCAUUAGAGCACCAUAGAUUGAUAGUAUUGGAUCGAUUGCUUUAGUCGAGGGUUGAUUCACUGCUUUGUAUCGAUUGAGAACCUCUUUCGAUAGAGGGAGUCUAGUUCAGAACGCCUUGAUCGGUUGUUCUAGAGAAGGAUACGUCCCUCUAGGCAAUUGACUCAAGAGGGCCUUGUUCCUUUAGUCGAGACUCAAGGUCUAGUCAAUGAUUCUCCGCAUUGUCAAUGAAAGUGAAACAAGUUAGAGAUUAUCAAUCGUUAAUCCGGCUAGUGGCUAGGGGGAAUCAUACCUAAGUGAGUUCCCAACCUGUAAUUAGAUUAACUUUAACUGUAGUUUGCUAGAGUAGUUUUAGUUCUUUCAACUUAAUCUCGUUUGCUAGAUAAUGAACUGAAGCUGAGUAAUGGUAACUCUAGAGACCCGUGGAUUCGAUAUUUAUUACUUGAGUCACUAUACUGCAGUCCCUUUCAUUGGUUACACUUGGCCUUUGUUAGGAGUUGUGUCGUAACGAGUCACUAAUCAAAGGAAUAAUUAGGAAAGUAGUCUUUGCAGCGGGGAGAGCUGUCAUUGUUAACUGUUUCUAACCAAAAUUAUAGCGAGAGAUAAUAGAGAGAGAGAGACAGAGAGAGAUAUAUCUAUUGUCCAAGUAAUAUUAUUGCUUUGCAAACAUGUACAUAUAGGCUUAUUCACCACUGCUAUGCGAGGAACUGCUCUGCUACGAAGGUGUGCCCGAUCUAUGCUUUCCCUUCUGAAUGGAUUCACCACUGCUUAUACACCUGCUCACACGCGGCGGAAGGAUGGAAUCAGGAAUGGCCAUCGGUGCCCCCUGCUUCUCUCACUCCCUUCCUGGAGUGGUUGGAUUCCCUUCGACACAGCUUCUCGAUCAGCUCGAUUUAGAAGAUCAUUUUUCUCGUAUGACAGACAUGGAAAGCGAGGAACGAGAAGAUUUUUAAAAAUACUGCCCCAUGGCCCCCUCCACAAUCUCGAAGGCAGCUUUGGCGCAUCAUCAAUGGACCACGUGCCCCAGGAAACUUACCAUAGUUCCUCCAUCAUCUCAGCUCAUCUCACCCCAAGAGCACUCUUCACCACCGCCAGGUACUCAUGAAUUUGAAGUACAGUGCGAUGGAUCGUUUUUCGACGAUUCCCAGGAGGCGGCAUAUGGCGUCGUUGUUUCGAACAACCAUGGUCAAGUGUGUGAUGGUAAAGCUGAGAAUCUGCACUGUUUUUCCCCACUUGAAGCAGAAGCAAAGGCCCUGCUGGAGGGCUGCCGGUUAGCUGCCUCCCUCAGAUCUCCCUGCCUGGUGCGAUCUGACUGCUUACCCCUGGUUCGUGCAAUUCAUAGCCACCCAAAAUGAUGGCCAUGGCGAGCGGCAGCUUGGCUGUGUAUCAUCAAACAAACGCUGGACGACAAUCCGCUGAUCAAGAUCAAGCACAUCGGUAGAAGGAAUAAUUCUAAAGCUAAUCGGGUAGCUAAAUCAUGUGCUAAAAACCAAUUGCCAUCGCAAUGGUUACAGAUUCUUGACGUGGUUGCUCCCCUUUUGUAAUGUUUGGCUUUUGCUACAUUUAAUGGAAUUUCAGUGUCCUUUGUAAAAAAAAAUGUACGUAUAGGUGGCUAGCUAGCUAUAGCUGGGAGGUGAUGGGUUUGUUUUUUGAUUUUAACGUAGUACCAUGGUUGUCUUGUCUCAUCAUCAGGAGGACCGACUACUAAGUAAAAAAGAAAAUGGAAA
This is a messenger RNA of Linum trigynum, 2518 nucleotides long. The record is from the annotation of a GenBank genome assembly. NCBI's taxonomy places the organism in Eukaryota, Viridiplantae, Streptophyta, Magnoliopsida, Malpighiales, Linaceae.